This is a messenger RNA of Hyphopichia burtonii NRRL Y-1933, 744 nucleotides long. It is a transcript of the gene IFH1, whose product is annotated as Ifh1p. NCBI's taxonomy places the organism in Eukaryota, Fungi, Ascomycota, Pichiomycetes, Serinales, Debaryomycetaceae. Gene Ontology annotation, molecular function: transcription coregulator activity. The record is from RefSeq and is a predicted model, not a curated record. Gene Ontology annotation, biological process: regulation of ribosomal protein gene transcription by RNA polymerase II.
GAAUCUGAUGAAGAUUAUUAUAGUGGAGAAUCUACUGAUGUUGAUGAAUCAUUACCAUUAUCAACCAAUAAAACCAAAUUUGGCUCUAAAAUGGCUAAAGAAGUAUUAUCUUCCAAAACCGCUGAUUACAGACCUCCAGUUUUAGGGACUUGGGUAGCUCUAGAUAGUAAACCUUUUGGUAUUAUUGAUGGACUUUCCACUCGAACUUUAAGUAAUAUUUCAAAUACUAAUAAUCGUAAUUUGGAACCUAAACAGAAAAAUAGGAAAAGUAUUGCUCAUAAUAACACUGAUGAUUCAGCAUUAGGCUUAGAUGAAUUACUUAACAUUAGUGAGUUGGAUAAUGAUGAUGAAAAUGAUGUUAGGAUUUGGAGGGAUUUUAAUAAUCAAAAAAAACAAGUACCAUUGGGGGCAUUUAGAAAUAAAUCAAUUUUACAUAACUCAAUGAUCCAUCCUGAUUCUUUACCGAUGAAUUAUAACCAUACUUCCAAAACAAAUAAUGACUUCAAUAAUAGAAGAUAUUCUUUAACCAAUAAAAGGAAAAACUCUUCAGAUAACAAUACUUCCAAUAAUAAUGAAUCCGAUCACUCGUCUUCAAAACAAAGAAGAAGAAGAGCCUCUGUUGCUGAGGCCCUUCAGGAAGGUUAUAGAUCAACUAAAGCUGGGGUCUUCAGUGAAAAUGCUUUAGCUGAUGUUGAAGAGGUUUUCGGUGACGAUAAUGAUCUCAUGGCUUUAAUAAAAGGACUC